AUCUUCGGGUCACGUUAAGCUUAUAUUUUAGAUCAGACGCCUGGGAUAAGACGUAAUUACAUUUAUAUUGCAUAUUAUACAGUUAUGUGUCAUGUAUUACAUAUAAAGUGAACAUUUUGAGCUGUUAAAUUUGGAACAGAUGGUAUAAUAGUCAUAAACCGAGUGGCUUAUUUAUCCAGUUUAGCUCCGUUUAUUUACCAGACGGUGAGGGUUGUUGCAAUUUAGAUCUAGCAAACUUCUAGUUUUAGUAAGUAUAUAUAGAAGUUUAAAUUGAAUACAGGAUGGCGUCGUUCGGAUGGAAGAGGAAAGCUGGGGAGAAGGUGUCCAAAGCAGUGCUCCAACAGUUUGAAGAUGAGGCAGAGAAAGCUGAUGAAGGAGCGAGCAGACAGCACGAGGAUGUGGACUGGCUGCACGCAACCAAGAGGCGUAGGGAAAUGCUGCUGGAGGACUGUGCUACCAAGAGUCAAAGGCUGAAAGAUGAAGGAGCUUUGCUCGCCGAGCAAGGAAGACAUUGGGACGCCAUUAAGAAGUGGGAUGAAGCAAUACAACUGACUCCAGAAAAUCCGUCAUUAUAUGAGAUGAAGUCACAGGUUUUAACCAUUCUCCAUGAGGUCUUCCCAGCUGUGAAGGCGGCCGAGAUGGCUAUGAAACUCCGCCCCCUUUGGUGGGAGGCUUGGCAAACUUUGGGUCGAGCCCAACUUAAUCUGGGAGAAAUAGAUCUGGCUGUCAGGUCCUUCCAGAUUGCAAUUCACCUUUGCCCAUCAGAAGUCUCCCUAUGGCAAGAAGACCUGCAGUGGGCAUGCAGACUACAAAAGCAUCAUUUAGCCUCAAAGGAAAAAGACCAGGAGGAGGAUGAGACUAAAAGACAGAUUUUGAAUGCACCCGAGUUGGAGCAGGACUUUGAUUUUGAGUCAGAGGAAGUUGUGGCUGCCUGUGAAGCUGUAGCUCAACGUCAGAAUAGUUAUGAGGAGCUGAAGAGAACAGCCCUGGUCAUAGACACUCAGGGAAAUAUACAAAAUGUGCUGGCUGGGGAGGGAGGCUCAGCAGAUAGUGGAUCCCUUUCAAAAGAAGUAUUUGUAAAAGCAAGAGGACUUUGAAUUGUAUCAAAACAAGCAUAUAAAAGAUAUAUUGUUUUAAUAUUAAGAAAUGUAUGACUAUGAUUGUCUAAAAUGGAUACAUCUCAAACUUAGUGGGUAAUUUUGAUUAAGUCCUUGAUCAUGAGGGGACUCAUGAAGUCAUGAAUAUCAGAAAGGACUGAGAAGGGCAGUUAAGCAAUACAAUAUUUAUUUAUAGAUUAGUAUAUUACUCAUAUCACUCACAUUAUAUAAUUCAUUCUGUCAGUAGUGCUGCUGGUGAAUGUAUUUUGUUGAGCUGCCCAAAAAAGAGGAGUUGAAUUUAAUUAAAGUUAAAACACCUGAGGUUAAAUCA
This is a messenger RNA of Boleophthalmus pectinirostris (great blue-spotted mudskipper), 1428 nucleotides long. RefSeq names its product tetratricopeptide repeat domain 33 (gene ttc33). The record is from RefSeq and is a predicted model, not a curated record. The coding region runs from base 282 to 1097 and encodes 271 amino acids. The transcript has 4 exons. Gene Ontology annotation, molecular function: protein binding. NCBI's taxonomy places the organism in Eukaryota, Metazoa, Chordata, Actinopteri, Gobiiformes, Gobiidae.